Ostrea edulis (European flat oyster) is the source of this 1328-nucleotide messenger RNA. RefSeq lists its product as uncharacterized. Gene Ontology annotation, molecular function: catalytic activity. Bases 143 to 1315 code for a protein of 390 amino acids. The record is from RefSeq and is a predicted model, not a curated record. The transcript is spliced from 8 exons. NCBI's taxonomy places the organism in Eukaryota, Metazoa, Mollusca, Bivalvia, Ostreida, Ostreidae.
CUCUUGGGUUUUUUCGGACCCAGAAGUUUGAUCUAUUUCAUAGAAGUUGCAGGUGGUCGACAUCUGAUCAUUUUGUUUAUAUUUUAAGAACGAGCUGGAAAUAUGCUGUGAGAAAUGAACUUUUCUUUGACAUGGAUGUAAAAUGACCAGAAUAAAGACGAAUAUUAACUGGCUUUGGUGCUUUCUGCUUUUGGGAGCAGACAUUUGUUGUGCACAGACAAAGCUACUGACCUACAAUGCUGGACUUUUGGAAACGAUUCCUUAUAAACAGGAAAGAGGUGACUACAUAGCGGCUAACAUUGGACAGAGUGAUCCAGAUAUAAUCUGUUUACAAGAGGUUUGGCUCAGGAAAGAUGUAGAAUUCAUCCUAUCGAUCAAUCAGUUCCGGUAUCCUUAUUUCCUCAGUGGAGUCCACAAAGAAACGCGCCCUAAGAUCCUCACCCCCUGCAGUAACAUAUCCCUGAUCAGUGUAAUGUUUAAAUUGGUCGCUAAUGGAUGCACGAGCCGAACCACGCCAGGACAAAAAGCCCAGUGUGUUGUGGAGAAAACUGGAGCGAUGGACCUUCCUCAAAAGUGCAUCUCAUGCCUUGCAGUAUCAGCGACGGGUGGAUUUAAGUUUACAAAUUUACUUCAAGACUGUGUAUUAACAUCUGAAGGGGAAGUAAAUCUGCCUGGCGUACUGGUCCUCAGUAAACGACCGAUGAUUAACCCUCAAGUAAAGUACUUCAUGCCAGCAAUAAAGAAAACCGUUUACAGGGGUUAUAUACACUUUCAGGAUGAAAAAGUUGGGGACAUAGCUUGCACGCACCUGACUGCGAAUCUAGGAUUUCAGUACAUUGAACCAAAUUUACAAAGCAUUUUUCAAAGUUACGAAGACCAAAACUUUUUUGAGACUGUCACCAUGGAAAUUGACCUGAAAUCUGCAUCACGUGUCGUUAUAAUGGGGGACCUAAACUUUGGAGGCGGUAUACCACAGAGAAACAUUAAAGAAGAAUUCGGAAAGUCCUAUCAUCAUUUAAUGAUUUCCGGAUACCACAGCCCCUAUGUCGACAAUGUUGGGUUAUGCACUUAUUGUGGUAAUAACGCCCUUGCGGUCACACAGUAUGACUUAACUAAUACCGAAUCUGAUCAAGAAAGCAGCAUCAUAGACCACAUCUUCGUCCGCGGGAUCAGUGUGGUUUAUUCACAGCGAGUUUUUACAGAAUUUGUACCAGGUCUCCCCUUCACUCCAUCAGACCACUUUGGCGUCCAAGCAACUGUGAUUGACAAGGGACAUGAUUUAAAGGUGCAUGUUAAAUUCAAUGUUACCAAUUAAAUCGGUAGUAAAA